This is a messenger RNA of Colletotrichum chrysophilum, 1593 nucleotides long. RefSeq lists its product as uncharacterized. Gene Ontology annotation, cellular component: membrane. Gene Ontology annotation, molecular function: transmembrane transporter activity. The transcript is spliced from 3 exons. The record is from RefSeq and is a predicted model, not a curated record. NCBI's taxonomy places the organism in Eukaryota, Fungi, Ascomycota, Sordariomycetes, Glomerellales, Glomerellaceae. Bases 1 to 1593 code for a protein of 530 amino acids. Gene Ontology annotation, biological process: transmembrane transport.
AUGGGUAGAGCCAGCCAGGAGGCCGUUCAGCCUUCCUCCCCUGAGAUCAUUCGCCAGUCUGAAGAGAAGGGUCAAGAUGCCACCCAGGUCGAGCGCACCUUGUCUGGUGCUGACGCCAAAGGCGACCACGUCAACUACGACCGUAUCGACAACGAAAUCGCCGAGUAUGCCGAUGCCACCGGCGCUAUUGUCAUUACAGAGGAAGAGAACAAGCGCCUGAAGAGGCUUAUCGACAGACGCGUCCUGCCCAUCAUGGUGGUGACCUACUUCCUCCAGGCGCUGGACAAGGGAACCAUGUCCUUCAGCUCCAUCAUGGGUAUCCGUGAUGACAUCCCAAUCCUCAAGCAAAACUACUACAUUGCCGUUCUGAUUGUUGAAUACCCGACCAACUGGUUGAUCCAACGUGUGCCUGUCGCCAAAUACCUCAGCUUCAACAUUCUGGCAUGGAGUGUUGUGCUUUGCUGCCACGCCGCAUGCUUCAGCUAUCCGGCUCUGAUCACCUGCCGAACUCUGCUUGGAAUUUUCGAGGCUGUUUGCCAGCCCGCCUUCCUGAUCAUGAGUUCGAUCUGGUACAAGCGCUCGGAGCAGGCCCAGGUUGUCACCUACUGGUACAUGAUGAACGGCAUGCAGCAGAUCUGCGGUGGUCUGUUGGCCUACGCCUUCUCCCACAUUAGGCAUCCCAGCUUCCAGGACGGUAACCCGCCGGGCAACGCCGCCAUUCGCUCGUGGCAAGCAAUCUUCAUCACCUAUGGCAGCGCGUCUUUCCUCUGGGGCCUGUACGUCCUUUGGACUCUGCCCGACAGCCCCAUGCGUGCCAAGUGCUUCUCGGAAGAGGACAAGAAGCUCAUGGUUGAGCGUGUUCGUUCCAACCAGACGGGUCUGCAGAACAAGACGUUCCGUGCCUACCAGGUCAAGGAGGCUUUCACCGACCCUCAGACGUACUGCUACAUGCUCAUCCAGAUCUGCACGACUCUCCCCACAUCUGGACUCGGCGCCUUCUACAACAUUAUCCUCAAGGGCUUGAACUUCUCGCUUCUCCAGACCCAGCUUCUGGCCAUGGUUCUGGGUGCUAUCAUCAUCUUCACACUGAUGACCUCGGCUUGGGCAACCAAGAAAUGGAACCAGAAUCUGAUCACCAUGGCCGUCUUCCUAAUCCCAUCGUUCAUUGGUACGAUUGUUAUCAUGACUGUGCCGAACAAGAACGAGUCUACCAAGGCUGGUCUCCUGAUCAGCUACUGGAUCGUCUUCACUUUCUGGGCUGCGCAGGGUCUCGGCAUGUCCAUGCUGACGCGAAACGUCGGAGGGCAGACCAAGAAGUCUGUCUGCAUUACGCUGAACUUCUUGGCUUGGUGCGCGGGUAACGCUGCGGGCCCGCAGGUCUUCUUCGACGGUGACGCGCCCCGCUACAUCAAGGCGCUGACGAUUCACCUCGUCUGCUACUCCGUCCUGGUUGGCGUCAUUGUGUUCCUUCGCUGGAACCUGGUCUGGCGCAACAAGAAGAAGGACAGGAAGUACGGUGCUGAGAUUGACACCACCCACGGCUUCGAUGAUUUGACGGACCAGGAGAACAAGAACUUCCGCUACAUCUACUAA